UGGAGGGAAAGUUCAAAAUACAUAACGAAAUUUAUCUGGAAACGAUUUCCAUAAACAACUGAAGAUUUUCUGAAUCUGUCGCGGUUUGUAGCUUGCCUAAGAAUGGCAUCUGAUGUAACUGUUGAUAUGAAAGGAGGCGAAUUUCCACUUCUUUGCUCAGAAAAACGACUCACAAAGGUACAGCAAGCAAAACUGGAGGCACUUGCUGCCUUUGGCAACUGCACAUUUGAUUCCUUGGUUGUAAAAAGGGAAAGCUUUAAAUCAAAACUCAGUGCAACAUCAGAGACCCCAGCAACAACAAAAGAGAGUGUGAAGAGGCUAACUCGAAUGGAAAAAGCCAGACAGGAAGCCAAUGAAGCAUUCAAGAAUAUUCGUCUUGGCCAGAAACGAAAAACUAGUGUGAGCGAGAACAAAACAGAAACACGUGUCCCUGUCACUGCAAAAAGAAGACUAACAAGACUAGAACGAUGUAAACUUGAAGCACAGCAAGCUUUUGGAAAUGUUCCGUUGGGUACAGUUACAGAAAAUGUUGCAAAGAAAGAUGACCAAAACAAGGUUGGGAGACACAGAUCUAGUUCAGGAACCAAAUGCUCAGGACUUGAGAAUAAAGAAACUACACAGAAAAAUACUAAAAGAAGCUUUGACAAAAGAUCUUUGGAAAGAAACACGAAAGAAAAGAAGAAAUCUCUAAAUAAGGGGAGACAAAACAGAAGGUCGUCAUCUUUGCGAAGGAGGAGUUCAGCCACUAUGCUAAGGCGAAGUUCUGCCAAAAGUAAUAGACUGACCAAGGUCCAAGCCUCACAGUUAGAGGCUUUUCAUAGCUUUGGAGGCCUGAGCCUUGAGAAGUUGUGCUCCUCUAACAAAGAGGCCACUGAAGCUGAAGUAAAGGGUGAACCAAUGACUGAUGACUGUGAAACAGUUGAGGAAGGGGAAGUCCAGAGUGAGGUUAAAGAACCAGUAGCCAUGGUAAAACAUGACAAAAGUGAUCCUAGUCAGAAAGAUACAGUUUGUAGUGAGAUGAAUGUUGAGCCAGCACUGAUUGCUAAUGCUGUAUAUGUCGUGAGAGAGAUGUCUCUUCAAAAAUGUGAUCCUGUGGAUAAAGUAACUAAUUCCCAGGUGAUACCCAGUGAUUGCUGUAACACUGAAGUCCAGACAGAGGAGGUUCGAGCUUGUGCAAAUCAUGUGAUUGCUGUCAAGGGAAUGCAUUCUAUUCUAGAAGAAAGUCUUCCUGAGGUUCCCACUCAAGACAGAAGUAUAACCACUGUGGCAGCAUCCAAGCCCUUGACCCGCUUGGAGAGAGCACGUCUAGAAGCGCUUCAGAGUUUCAACGGGCAAGCUUUUGAUCAUGUGAUAAAGACAUCCACCAGGAAGAUGGCCAGAUACUUGACACCAGUGAAACACCAGGGGACCAACACAGAGCUCCACCUUACAAGGAAUACACCCUGUCAGACAGACGAUUCCUUGGUAAGACACUACCCACCUCCGAACAAGUCCUUCUACUCCAGGCUCCAAGGCAACAGCUUUCACGACAGAGACACACUGUUGGAGAGUAGCAAGAAGGUGGUGCAGACAGCUAGGUCCUUGGAUACACCUUCUCCAGAAUGCUCACCUGCAAGCUUGUGAUUACCUAGACUAACAGUAGAAAUACCAUUUAGUAUACCAUUUAGUUUACCAUUUUUAUUUGUUUGUCUGUUUUCCCCUUCAGGACAGGGUAACUCAAGUUUUGUUUAAUUGCAUUGAGUUUGGGAAAAGAGUAAUUUGUUAGAGUGGUAAGUCAUUAUUUUAUAUAAGAUGUUCUGUUGUUUUUUGAGCAUGCUUUGUUGGUGUUCAUAUUUGUACAGAGAUGCUGCUCACUAAGCCAGUUAGUUCUGACAACAAAUUCCCAAUAAUUAUGAUUUGUGACUACACAUGAGGGGUUGUCAUUAGAAGCUGGGUGGUGGCAGGAACCCACUGGCUGUCAGACCAUUUUGCGAUGUUUAUUUUGCACACCAGCCUUUUGUAAUAUUAAGAAUUGUCAUCUUUUUGUAGAGAAAUCUGUUUUAUUGUUGUUGUUGUUGUUGUUGUUGUUGUUGUUGUAAGUUAGUGAUUUUCUUGUGUUUUUCUGAUUUUAUGGAAGAAGGAUAAAACUAAAAACCUUCACAGGAAGAACAGUGCAAAAACUAUCAGUGAUGUUGACAGCUAACUUCAAAGACAGAAAUAAAUAAUCAUAAUAUUGAGAUUUGUCAUUGAGUUUCAGUCAUCAGUGCCUUAAUUGUGUCAGCUAUCAAUAUUGUGAUUGUCAGUUGUGAUAAUUGAGGUUUUGGUUUUUUUGCCAUGCAACUUGCAUCUGUAAAAUCAUUCUAUCACGCUCACUGGUAUGGUUUAGGGCAUAACCCAGUGAACUGAUGUUAGAAGAUAAAUUUGAUUUAGCUAAAUUAACAAGCUUAGACAAGACAACAAUAAAAGGAUAUAGAUCUGGCCCCGGUUGUUCAAAGGAUGGAUAAUGCUAUACACUGGAUAAAUCCUAUCUGGUGGAUAGCGCAGUACA
Messenger RNA from Stylophora pistillata, 2527 nucleotides. RefSeq lists its product as uncharacterized. The record is from RefSeq and is a predicted model, not a curated record. NCBI's taxonomy places the organism in Eukaryota, Metazoa, Cnidaria, Anthozoa, Scleractinia, Pocilloporidae.